GCCCCUUGGUACUUUUACUGCUUUCUUCUUCACUCCUCUUCUAAAGUGGAAAUAUCUUUGAUAAACAAAACAGAGAAAAACAGGUCAUCACCCUUAGAGUGAAAUCGACGUUCUAGAAUCCUUUUUCAGGCUAGUAAUAUCGCUGGUUUUUUUCCAAGUUUUCCAAGUCACGCAGUUAAAGAUUACAUAAAGGGAAAGCUUUGAGGAGAGCUGCUAGGUAAGAGGACACUUAAGUGUGAAGAACAGUUAACAAAAGAAAUGGAGGGUAAUAAGUCGAGGGAGUGGCUUGAGAAGUAUUACUCACCUAGCCGGUGGAAUAAGCGCAUGGGAGCAGACAAAGUAGUUCAGCAUUAUUUGAAAGUUUGCAGUGAAUGCAGUGAAGAAACAAAACAAAGUUUGAAUGUUGAACUGAAUGUGCCUUAUGGGGAAGGUAAAGCCAAGAUGGAUGUAUUUUAUCCCCCACUGAAUGACCAUGAUAGUGCUCCAGUCAUUGUGUUUAUUCAUGGUGGUUACUGGCAGCAAGGCAGUAAAGAUUUGUACAGUUUUGUCAGUAAUUCAUGGACAAAAGCUGGAUGUAUUGCAGUAGUUUUGGGUUAUAAUCUUGCACCAGAGGCCAGUGUGGAACAGAUCAUCACUGAAAUCCAAGCUGCACUAGAGCACAUUGUUGUUAAGUUUCCUAAAUCAAAACUGUUUUUAUGUGGACAUUCUGCUGGUGCACACUUAUCUGCCAUGAUGGCACUUGCAAAUUGGAACAAGGGUGGGUUAGUUUCACAAGCUGUUCAUGGCAUGUUUUUACUCUCUGGGAUUUUUGACUUGGUUCCCUUGGUUAACACUAGCAAUAAUGAUGCAUUAAAAUUGGAUGCAGAUUCCGCUGCAAAAAUUAGCCCCCUGACAAUUCUUAAGGAAGUAUCUCCCACAAUCUGCUGUCCUACACUGGUUGUAGUUGAAGAGCAUGGAUCUCCAGAGUUCAUUCGGCAGUCAAAAGAAUUUGAUGAGAUCUUGAAGUCACAUGGUGUACAAAGUUCCUUUUUAUGGCUUUCUGGAGUAGAUCAUUUUAAUUUAAUUGAAAACAUGGCUGAUCCUGAAGAUCAACUUUGCAAAGAAAUUUUAAAAGUUGUCCUUAAACAAUCUUAAUAUCUUUUGACAAUGUUAUUUCCAAGUUUUAUUUUAAAAUGCUCUUCCACUAGGCAGUGGGCUGUUUAAAUAACAAUUUUUUUUCAGAGAAAACUGCACUAAGGCUGAAAAUUUAUUUAUACACUGAAAGAAACUAGUCAGAGUGAUUUUACUUAACCCUUGAAAUAGGUAGUAGAAUACUAGGUGCACUAUUAUGCACUAAUUACUUUGUCUUCCUUUGUUUGCAAGUGGCUGUUUUUCAGUAGAUGUUAGUAUCUGUUUCACAGGUUAAGUAAGAUCACUCUAUGCUGUAAUCAAUUAUGCACAAAAAUUAACCUACAAUAUAAGUACUAUCUCAACUCCCUUUAGUUAGUCCCCACAAAGUUAGAGCAGACUUGAAAGAGUUGUGAUGAAAUGGUAAAUGUUUUUUAUAGAUGUCAAGUAAAGAGACAAUAGUAAGAAUACUAAAAGAUUGUUAGGCAGUAGUGAAAAUUUGAAACAUGAGAAAAAGAGUUUCUGACUUUUUCCACUAAAUUUGAUGUGUUUGAAUUACAGAUGAAGGACUUCUAACCUUUCUCUUAUUAAUUGACCUACCCUACGAGGCAGGUAUUUGAGAGGAAUGGAGAGGGAAAGAUAGGGCGAGAAUGUGAUGGGCAUGCAUGUGAUGGGCAUGCAUGUGCCAGUACUCAUGUUCCUUGCUUAGCCCCAUCCCUUUCCUUCCUCUUUAAACUCCUGUCUUGCAGUUUAUCAUCAGUGACCCACAUAUUAUUUCUCCUUAUUAAAUCAGUGCUCAAGUUCAUGAAAUAAAACAAGCUAAAAGGGUGUCAUUAAAAGAAUCUGCUACCUCACCUCCCCAAAGCAGGCACCCUCAUUGCAAGGCAUGGUCAUUAAACUGUGCGAUUUACUAAUUAUAAUUAUUACAAUAGAGAGAAGUCGUUAUGUCACUUUUCCAUGGUAGCAAAAUUUCUGGAUGACAACAUACCGAAAAUUCACUCAAAAAGACAAUUUGCAAAUGAAAUAAUCAUGUUGUAUUUCUGCAACAACAGCUAAGGGGUGAUGCAUAUGCAAAGUUGUUGUUGUUCUAAUAUAAACUUAUUGCUUUUAAACUGUUCUCGUCGCCAUCGUCGUUGCUUAAAAUCGCUAUUGUUGUGAUUCAGAAAUUUUUUUACCAUGGUAAUAUGAUGUCACACUUCUCCUCUCUAGUCAUUUUUGUGCAAAUUUAAAGACAUUUUCGGAAUGGAUUUUAGUACUGAUUUAUUUCAAUAUCCACUUAAGGGAGGUUAUUUUAGCUUCUGUAGACCCUGUCCUGAGAAGGGUGUCUACAUUGGGUUACACGUUCAAUUGGUCUAAAAUUAACUUUGGUGAAAUUCACAUAUACCAAGGACUAGACUGGGCAUUUCCCUCUUUCUCUCUCCCAUAAUUUCCUCUUGCUGAAAAUCAUAAUAGCAAAGGAAAAAAUAGGGAGAAUAGUGUGAGGAAUGUGCGUGUUCUUGAUAUUUUGGUUUUCAUUAUGAUCAAGCUCAUGGAGUGGAGUAACUCCAUAUUUGUUUGCCUCUCUAUGGUUAAGCUCCGUCCCAAGGUCCAAUACCAUAUAUGUAUACCAUUUUUGAGAGAAAAGGUACCCCUUUUGUAUACCUUGUACUGACAAAUGGUACCCCUUUUACAUAGCAAGUUGUGAACUUUCCAUCUAUUUUAGCUGCUGUAAAUUAACCGUUUGUAAAACAUGAAUAAACUACAAAGCCAAAA
This is a messenger RNA of Pocillopora verrucosa, 2859 nucleotides long. RefSeq names its product kynurenine formamidase-like. Gene Ontology annotation, molecular function: lipase activity. NCBI's taxonomy places the organism in Eukaryota, Metazoa, Cnidaria, Anthozoa, Scleractinia, Pocilloporidae. The record is from RefSeq and is a predicted model, not a curated record.